Elaeis guineensis (African oil palm) is the source of this 1355-nucleotide messenger RNA. RefSeq names its product COMPASS-like H3K4 histone methylase component WDR5B. Gene Ontology annotation, molecular function: protein binding. The record is from RefSeq and is a predicted model, not a curated record. NCBI's taxonomy places the organism in Eukaryota, Viridiplantae, Streptophyta, Magnoliopsida, Arecales, Arecaceae.
GUCAGAGUAAUCUUCAAUCCUUCUUUUCCCUCUUUCUGCCACCUCGUCGCAGGCCAACCCUUUGCGUACUUUCAAUCGUCGGCAAACCCCAACACCACCCACCGCUGGCGAUGGCCUCCGCUGCCCCGCCCACUGCAUCCCCUUUCUCAGCCGCCGCGGAAGGCGGCAGCCCGACCCUCUCUCCACCGUACGUCCUCCGAGAAACCCUAACCGGCCACAAGCGCGCCGUCUCAGCCGUGAGGUUCUCCCCCGACGGCGCCCUCCUCGCCUCGGCCUCCGCUGACAAGACCCUUCGCAUCUGGUCCGCCGCUGACCUCUCCCUGCGCACGGAGCUUUCCGGCCAUGCCGCUGGCGUCUCCGACCUCUCUUUCUCCGCCGACGGCCGCUUCCUCUGCUCCGCCUCCGACGACCGCACCCUCCGCCUCUGGGACCUCGCCACCGACGGCGGGGCCGCCCCCCUCAAGACCCUCACCGGCCACAGCAACUACGUAGUCUGCUGCGCCUUCAACCCCCAGUCCAACAUCAUCGCCUCCGGUGGCUUCGACGAGACUGUCCGCCUCUGGGAUGUCAAGUCCAACAAGUGUCUCCGAGUCAUCCCCGCCCACUCCGACCCCGUCACCGCCGUCGACUUCAAUCGCGACGGCUCUUUGAUCGUUUCGAGCAGCUACGAUGGGCUUUGCCGGAUUUGGGAUGCUUCGACGGGACGUUGUAUGAAGACAUUGAUUGAUGACGAGAGUCCGCCGGUGUCGUUCGUGAAAUUCUCCCCCAACGGGAAGUUUGUGCUCGCUGCUACUCUCGACAACACCUUGAGGCUAUGGAACUUCUCGACGGGUAAAUUUUUGAAGACAUAUACUGGGCAUGCCAAUCUGAGAUAUUGCAUUUCUGCCUCAUUUUCCAUAACAAAUGGGAAAUACACUGUUAGUGGUUCAGAGGAUAACUGUGUUUACUUGUGGGAGCUUCAAACCAGGAAGGUGGUUCAGAAACUGGAAGGUCACACGGAUACUGUUAUUGCUGUUUCUUGUCACCCCUUAGAGAACAUGAUUGCGUCAGGUGCGCUUGAAAAGGAUAAGACUGUGAAGAUAUGGGUUCAGAAGGGUGAAGAUCAAAUGGAAGCCUGACCGCAGACAUUGAUAAUUCUUUCUUAAUGUUGUAACUUUUUGGUCUGUAUUAAUCAAGAGCUUUCUUUAAUCAUUGUUAUUUUCUUUGAGUGAUCUUGUCCUGGCCUCAUUUUUGUGACAUUCAAGUAGGAGAUCCUUGCUUAAUUUUUCGUUUUUGAGGUAUUGUAGGUGUUUAUUUUUCUUAAACCCCUGUUCAAAAAGAGUAGCUGAACAAAGCCUGCCAAUCUCCUUAUGCUU